Brassica oleracea var. oleracea is the source of this 1136-nucleotide messenger RNA. Its product is annotated as THO complex subunit 4B-like. Gene Ontology annotation, molecular function: mRNA binding. Gene Ontology annotation, biological process: mRNA export from nucleus. NCBI's taxonomy places the organism in Eukaryota, Viridiplantae, Streptophyta, Magnoliopsida, Brassicales, Brassicaceae. The transcript has 5 exons. The record is from RefSeq and is a predicted model, not a curated record. Bases 107 to 952 code for a protein of 281 amino acids. Gene Ontology annotation, cellular component: nucleus.
UCUACGAAAAUUACUUCUCUCUAUCUCGGAGUGUUGUUUUCCUCUCGAGUCAUCGAAACCCUAGCUGCCCUUCUCCAUAUCGGAAGCAGAGAAAUCUCCGGCGAAGAUGGCAGGUGGCUUGGAUAUGUCACUUGAUGAUCUCAUCAAAUCUAAUCGAAAACCCACGGGAUCUCGCGGCCGAGGCAACGGUGGUUCUAGUAGAUUCGGCGGUGGCUCCGGUCCGUCUCGACGAUUUUCUAACAGAGUAGGGAACAGAACGGCGCCGUAUUCAAGGCCGUUACAACAACAGCAAGCUCAAGACCCAAUGUGGCAAAACGACGUUUUCGCUACUGAUGAGAGUGUGGCGGCGGCUUUUGGGCAUCAGUCUGGAGGCUUUGGAAGCGUCGUCGGAGGAUCUUCAAUCGAGACUGGGACGAAGCUCUACAUCUCCAAUUUAGACUAUGGUGUCUCCAACGAGGAUAUCAAGGAGCUCUUCUCAGAGGUUGGUGACCUUAAGCGUUAUGGUCUUCACUAUGAUAAGAGUGGAAGAUCCAAGGGUACUGCUGAGGUUGUUUUUUCACGGCGUGGUGAUGCCUUGGCUGCUGUCAAGCGUUACAACAAUGUUCAGUUGGAUGGGAAGCUGAUGAAGAUUGAGAUCGUUGGAACAAAUCUUUCUGCUCCAACGCCUACUACACCUCUUGCUCCAGUUCAGUUUCCCUUUCCUUCGAAUGGGAUACUUGGCAACUUCAAUGAGAACUACAAUGGAGGCUUCAAUGGGAACUUCAGGGGAAGAGGUGGUUUUACGGGGCGGCCUCGUGGUGGUUUAGGCGGUGGUAAUUUCCGAGGUGGUAGAGGAGGCAGGGGAGGUAGAGGAGGCCGUGGCAGUGGAAGAGGACGUGAUGAAAAGGUAUCUGCAGAGGAUCUUGAUGCUGAAUUGGACAAGUAUCACAAAGCAGCAAUGGAAACAAGCUAAGAGAAGCGACUAAGUUGAUCGCAAUGUAUUCCUUUAGUGCAUGAUAAUGCUUUUGUAUCUGAGUUUAGCUUUGUUCUUUUCUUCUCUUUGUGAGCGUUUCAGAGAAACCAGUACUGUGUGUCCUGAGGAAUUGAAAUCCUUAUCAAGUUAAGUUCGAUAUGGUUGCAAUGUUAAUUUUGGAUAA